AAUCAAAUUUACGCAUCAGCUGCGGUGGGUGGCAGUUCAAAGAUACAAUGCAGCGCGUCGAAUUGUGUUCUUUUUAAUUCGCAAGAAAAAUUUUACAUCUUACUAAAGAAAGUUUACAUUCCUUAAUAUAAUCUGAGACGGCAUUUAGCAGUCGACGUGUAAUUAGUUCAAAACUGUGGAACUGUGGUGCUAUCAAAAAAGAAUAAUAUUUUCAUUGUUUGCGUGGGUGACAGACGCCGUCGCCAAGGACAUUCUCUCGGUGCAUCCACCCGCACACAGUGGAGCAACGAACGAACGCAGUAGCGCUAGAAAAUGUUGGAGUGGUCGUUCAACCUGUUUCUGUCGGUGUUUCUCAUUCUUGGGGGUGUUUGGUUGGCUGGGCGAUUCUUUUUGAAGGAAGAUGUAGUGUACAUUCCGGACGGCAAGCGCCGUCACGCCUGGAAGUCGGUACGGUUCCAGAAUCGCGCUUGCUUCUGUUCGAUUUGUGAAAUUCUGAUGUCCUCGAAUGGGGUCUUCUGUGAGAACUGUGGCGUGUGUUCGGACAAUGGGUGCAUCCGGAAGGCGGAUAUAGAAUUUCGAUGCAAGGAGCUGCGCAUCCGGAGUCGAGCCGACGACGGAAAGGAAAGCCGCCAUCUAUGGGUGAAGGGGAACUUGCCACUAGCUUCCGAAUGCUGUGUAUGUGCGGGAGAUAUCGAUCAGAUCAGUGAACCGGGCUUGUACGGUCAGCGGUGCGCCUGGUGUCAACGGUCGGCCCAUGAUAAGUGUUUCAGUGAAGUUUCCAAAUCGUUGUGCGACUUUGGCGAGUUCAAGAGUAUGAUAUUUCCUCCAAAGUGCAUUCUAGCUGCACGCUCCAAGGGGGCUCCGAAAGUUCAUUUGACCGGAAUCAUUCCUCCGGAAUGGAAGGAUCAGUGGAAACCGCUGAUCGUGGUUGCCAAUUCAAAAUCCGGCAGCAGCGGAUCCUUAGAAGUAGUAGCUUCAAUGCGUGGAAUCCUGCAUCCGCUACAGGUUUUCGAGCUGGAAUCUCAUGGACCACAGGAAGCGCUUCAGUGGGCGAUCUACGCGGCACCGGCCACGUGCAGAAUUUUGGUAGCCGGUGGUGACGGUACCGUUGGUUGGGUUCUGAAUACGUUGCUUCAAAUGAAAGUUGAACCCCUGCCCGAAGUGGCAAUUCUUCCACUAGGAACGGGUAACGAUCUUUCUAGGGUACUCGGCUGGGGUGCAGAAGGACCGGAUACAUUCGAUGCGAUCGAAUACCUCCGAAAAAUCGAGACGGCCGAGCCGGUCCAGCUGGACCGAUGGCUAAUGGAGAUUUCCGUGCAGCACCAGAGUCGGUUUCACGUGCCCCGUUUCCCGUUCAGGAGAAGCGUUUUUGUGUAUAAUUAUUUCAGCAUUGGUGUUGACGCACUCGUGACGUUGAAUUUCCACAAAGCGAGAGAUAGUUCGUAUUAUUUGUUUAGUAGCCGAUUUAUAAACAAGGCUUUAUAUUUGUGCUACGGGACUCACCAGGUAGUCCAACAGGACUGUGUUGAUUUAGAAAAGAAAGUGGAACUAUAUCUGGAUGAUGUCAAGAUCGACUUACCCGAGCUACAGUCUAUAGUUGUACUUAAUAUUGAUUCUUGGGGAGCCGGAGUUAAACUGUGGGAGAUGAGCAAAGACUCGCCGACCCACGGUGGUGGGAGUGAUAUGCGCGAGGUGCACAGCAUUUCCGACGGCAUCCUGGAGGUGUUCGGUGUCGUGUCAUCCUUCCACAUUGCCCAACUGCAGGUCGGUUUGAGUAGGCCCGUGCGGCUAGGGCAGGCCCGCCGUGUGAAAUUCAAACUGCACGGAACGCUGCCGGUGCAGGCCGAUGGGGAACCGUGGAUGCAGACACCCUGUGAUAUCAGCAUUGGACACUGCGGCCAGGCAACGAUGCUGCGCAAUGUCACCCAGUGAACGAGUGGGGGAGAGGAAUUGACGCAAGGUAAGUAGCGCGUCGCACUCUAUAUCCAUAGAAACCAAACCACGAUAUUCAAGCUAAUGAAACGCGAAUCUUUAGUCAGUCUCACCGAUAAAUACAAUUAUAUUAUAGGAACAGACUUAAUAAUUAUUAUGCCCCACUAGAUGAAUUGAAAUAUCUCGCAGAGAAUAAAAUUCUAUACUAUUGAGAUGUUGAAUUGAUUAGUCGUAUAUAGUUAUAAUAAAUAAAAAUCACCAAUUGGAGUCAUUUUCAUAUGUUUACCUAAUUGAAGUGAUAUUUUGUGUAAUUUAUAAUGCAAAGUAGAUAAGGUGUCUUUAAACCAUUCAUAACAAAUGUCAACACGUUUAUAUGAAAACCAAAAACUUAAUGCUUUUACUAAUUAGCAUUAUAUUUGUGUAUAUGUACUAUUAUUAGUCAUUAAGAACUAAACGGGAACUGUAGAUAAGUCUACGAACAAAUUUUCAAACAUAAAAUCAUGACGAAUGUUAGAUAUUUUUGAUGUAUAAAUUAUGUACUUUGUAUUAGAUCUGAGCAUUAUGAGCGUGCAUUUUUUCUUAUUGAUCUGCAUAAGGAAAUUAUUUUUUGCAUUUUAAAUCUAAGUCUUACAAUUUGUGUCAAAAAGUCCUGACACGUUUAAAUUGCGAACGUAUACCAAACAAUACAAACUACCUACAAUAUCGAUCAAAAA
Armigeres subalbatus is the source of this 2645-nucleotide messenger RNA. It is a transcript of the gene Dgkepsilon, whose product is annotated as diacylglycerol kinase epsilon. The coding region runs from base 313 to 1932 and encodes 539 amino acids. The record is from RefSeq and is a predicted model, not a curated record. NCBI's taxonomy places the organism in Eukaryota, Metazoa, Arthropoda, Insecta, Diptera, Culicidae. Gene Ontology annotation, molecular function: ATP-dependent diacylglycerol kinase activity. The transcript has 4 exons.